Molecule: messenger RNA, 1512 nt
Organism: Schistosoma bovis
Lineage: Eukaryota; Metazoa; Platyhelminthes; Trematoda; Strigeidida; Schistosomatidae
Source: the annotation of a GenBank genome assembly
UUUGUUUAUACGCAUUCAUAAAGCUGUUAGACCUUGACGGCGUGCUUGUUCAUUCCGCGUGACACUGGUAAUGAAGAAACACAAAGUUAGAGCUGGUGAUGUGGGAGCUAUUCAGGCAUCUGAGUCCUUUGCGGUAAUUUCAGAGGACAAGAAACCUACUUUGGAUUGCAGCCAAUGGCCAUUAUUGUUAAAAAAUGUUCAUCUUAUGAACGUACGCGAGUGCCAUUUUGAGGCCGAUACAACAGGUUACUCUCCUUUACACAGACCUCUGGAUGAAUACAUCAAGAGUGGAGUUAUCAACCUCGACAAGCCAUGCAACCCAUCGUCGCAUGAAGUUGUUGCGUGGGUGAAACGGGCCCUUGGAGUCAACAAAACUGGUCAUAGUGGCACUUUAGAUCCCAAAGUUUCAGGCUGUCUUAUUGUCUGUAUCGACCGUGCUACUAGGCUAGUGAAGUCUCAGCAAAGUGCUGGUAAGGAGUAUGUGUGUAUAUUUAGACUUCACGAGUCCGUGGACGAGAUCAAAAAAAUACAAAAAGCUGUAGAAGGGCUAACUGGAGCAUUAUUCCAGAGACCCCCACUAGUUGCUGCUGUUAAGCGCCAACUCAGAGUUCGUACAAUAUACGAGUGUAAACUGUUAGAGUAUGAAAAAAGUAAAAAUUUGGGGUUAAUAAUGGUGCGCUGUGAGGCUGGAACGUAUGUUCGGACGCUUUGCGUGCAUUUGGGCUUGCUUCUAGGUUGUGGAGGUGUUAUGGAGGAACUUAGGCGGUCGAAAACUGGUUUUAUGUCUGAAAGGGACAACCUGGUCACUAUGCAUGACAUACUAGAUGCCAAGUGGCUUUAUGACAAUAGGCGAGAUGAGACUUAUUUGCGUCGUGUUAUAAUGCCUCUUGAAAAGCUGCUAAUCAAGCACAAACGAAUUAUGCUUAAGGAUACUGCCGUGUGCGCUAUUUGCUUCGGUGCGAAACUUAUGUUGCCUGGCGUACUCCGUUACGACAACGACAUCAAUGUCAACGAUGAAAUAGUCUUGAUGACUACCAAAGGCGAAGCCGUAGCUCUUGCUGUCGCACUAAUGACUACUGCAACAAUCGCGACGUGUGACCAUGGAUUAGUCGCAAAACUGAAAAGAGUAAUAAUGGAGCGUGAUCUCUAUCCUCGCCAGUGGGGUCGUGGUCCUGUUUCCAUGGAAAGGAAAAAACUUGUUGCCCAAGGUUUACUUAAAAAGUUUGCCAAAUCUGACGGUGUGACAAAUAACCCGAACUCUGUUGGAUCCAAAACCAAAAUGGAAGUAAGUGAGGCUGGGGAAGCUGUAACGUAAGUUCACUAUUUAUCUUCGAUAUUUUUGAUAGACGGCGAAUUAAAGCACCAAAUCCUUCCGACUCAAGUGACGAUGAAAUGACAAGCAAAAAUUUGAACGAUCACGACGGUCAGGAUACGGGAGCUGAAGAAUCAUCAUCCGACGACAGUGACUGACUCUAUUUUUCAGAGCUAUAAAUAAACUGUAUAUUUUCUCGC